Messenger RNA from Meloidogyne enterolobii, 237 nucleotides. The record is from the annotation of a GenBank genome assembly. NCBI's taxonomy places the organism in Eukaryota, Metazoa, Nematoda, Chromadorea, Rhabditida, Meloidogynidae.
AUGAAAUUAAUUAAAAUUAAUUAUCAACUUUUAAUUAUUCUACAAAUGUUUUUAUUUAUUUUUUGUCUGAAAACUUCUUCUAAUUUUUUAAAUUUGGCAAUUUCUGGCACUUCAACAAUUAUUAAUUCAAAACCAAAAGAAUAUUUAAAUGAAGAAAAGUUUGAAAAUAAAAUUGGAAAAAGAAAACAAAGAGAAAAUAUAGAAAAUAAUAAUAACAUCCAUCCAACUGUUGGGUAA